AUGCAAGGAUGUGACCCACGCUCCUUGGACAGAAACAGUAUGCCACAAGGUGGAGAGAGCAAAAUGGCAACAAUAAUCAAUGACCUCAUUGCUCCAGUUCCUGAUGCCCUGUGUAAAGAUAGACUGGGUUCCUCAAACAUUAACCCAGGUGCCAACUCUCCAUCAUCUACAAGGUCCCGGAACACACCUAAGAGCAGGAAGAACUUCCACUACAUCACCAUCCUCCGAGACCCAGUGUCCCGGUACUUGAGUGAGUGGAGGCAUGUCCAGAGAGGGGCAACGUGGAAAGCAUCCCUACAUGUUUGUGAUGGAAGACCUCCAACCUCCGAAGAACUGCCCAGCUGUUAUACUGGUGAUGACUGGUCUGGCUGCCCUCUCAAAGAAUUCAUGGACUGUCCCUAUAAUCUUGCCAACAACCGCCAGGUGCGCAUGCUUUCUGAUCUGACUCUAGUAGGCUGCUACAACCUCUCUGUCAUGCCCGAAAAGCAAAGAAACAAGGUCCUUCUGGAGAGUGCCAAGUCAAAUCUGAAGCAUAUGGCAUUCUUUGGCCUCACUGAGUUUCAACGGAAGACUCAGUAUCUCUUUGAGAAAACUUUCAACAUGAACUUUAUUUCACCGUUUACCCAAUAUAAUACCACGAGGGCCUCUAGUGUAGAGAUCAAUGAGGAUAUCCAAAAGCGUAUUGAGGGACUGAAUUUUCUGGAUAUGGAAUUGUACAGCUAUGCAAAAGACCUUUUUUUGCAAAGGUAUCAGUUUAUGAGGCAGAAAGAUCAUCAGGAGGCCAGGCGGAAGCGUCAGGAGCAACGCAAAUUUCUGAAAGGAAGGUUCCUUCAGACCCAUUUCCAGAGCCAAAGUCAGGGCCAGAGCCAGAAUCCAAAUCAAAAUCAGAGUCAGAACCCAAAUCCAAAUACUAAUCCGAAUCUGACCCAGAAUCUGACUCAGAAUUUGACUCAGAGUUCAGGUCAGAAUUUGAACCAGAGAGAGAACCGAGAAAACCAGAAGAACCUAGGCCCAGAGCAGACAGAUAGUAACACCAGCAAUGGCACCAAUGACUACAUAGGCAGUGUGGAGAAAUGGCGCUAAAUGGUUUGCUCAAGCUUGUGCACAUUUCUCCCAAGGUGCCAUUGGAAAGAUGGCAUAGCUUAAGAGAUCAAAGUGUUCAAAUACAUCCUGCUUCCUUGAUUUGGGAAGUUCAAAAAAGUUUAGAUGUUGCCUUUACAGCUGCCUUUCAAUGAAAUGUUAUACUGUGUGUGGGUAAAACAAAUCUCAAUAAGUAAUUAAAUUGUCUUUUUUUUUUUGGUUGGACUAUUUAUAAAAUUCAAAAGCCAAACCAGACUUACCAGAAAUUGCUGUUUAGAUAUUUUAAGAAAUUCUUAAAUUAGUUACAGGGGAAAAAAAAUGAAAACAUUUGAUGGCUAAGAAAUGGACUAAAUUAUUCAUGAUACAGUAUUAA
Messenger RNA from Tupaia belangeri chinensis (Chinese tree shrew), 1453 nucleotides. RefSeq names its product heparan-sulfate 6-O-sulfotransferase 2-like. Gene Ontology annotation, cellular component: membrane. Lineage: Eukaryota; Metazoa; Chordata; Mammalia; Scandentia; Tupaiidae. The record is from RefSeq and is a predicted model, not a curated record. Bases 1 to 1083 code for a protein of 360 amino acids. The transcript is spliced from 3 exons. Gene Ontology annotation, molecular function: heparan sulfate 6-sulfotransferase activity.